UUUACGGUAUCAUUCGCUUAUCGUUCGUAGUCCACGUCGGACGUGCAAUUCGCAAGGAUCUGUUCCCUGCCACAAGUGGACGGUGUCAUAGUACUGUACAAACGUCAAGAGUUCAGUCGCGCCGAGCCGUCUGGAUCGUUGUUGUUUCGUUUCCGAGCGAGUUUGACGGACAGCAGCCGCAUCAUUCAUGGCGUUCCAAGACGGCGUUAACAGGGCUGGGCUGCCGACGUACGACGAAACUGUCAGCCAUCCCGAGACGAAACCCUCGGUUCACUUCAAUCCGCAGCCCCCGAGUUUUAUCCCGUUGCCACCCUCGCCGCCACCGCCCCCCGGUUUCCAUCAUCCCAAUUUCUCGAGCGCCUACUAUCAGCCGCACGCCGAUCUGUCCCAUCAGACUAGCCCUGCAGUUGUUCACGUGACCGCUGUGCCGGAACAGCCACCUCAGACGAUCAUUUACAGGAUAAAAUCUAGAAAAGGAGCGUUCUGUUCGUCGAUUAUCUCGCUCAUUAUACUGAUCAUAUUUAUCGUCGUCCUCGUGAAGGUAAUCAUACCGGCGUUCAAUAGAAUACAAGUUCAGAAUGCCGUCGACUAAAUCGGAAUAAGCUUGAAGUGUAAUUAGGAAAGUUUCUUGAUCGUCAAUUCGCACGUUCGUCGCGUUUGGUGUCGUCACACGGACAUCGUGGUUAUGUAUGGUUAAUCUACGAGCAGAUACGAAAUCAUUCUGAAUCGAUGUUACGAGCAAGCCUUAAAUCGUCGAUCGCUAGAUUGUUGCGAUAAGCGAUAAAUGUUUGUACAGAACUUGAACUCCACACGAAACUCAUAAUCAUCGUCAUGCGUCAUAAUAAUAAGUUCGUUUCGUUCCUAGAGGAACGGAAAUGUUACAAAGUGUACGGGGAAUACUGCGGCGAACUUCAAUAACGCAUUGUAAACAAUUUUUUAUUUAUUGCAAUAACAUGUAACCCUAUUUGUUUAUUUUAAUAAAAAUACCUUUGUAUUUAUACACUGA
Nomia melanderi (Alkali bee) is the source of this 1006-nucleotide messenger RNA. RefSeq lists its product as uncharacterized. Lineage: Eukaryota; Metazoa; Arthropoda; Insecta; Hymenoptera; Halictidae. The record is from RefSeq and is a predicted model, not a curated record.